Molecule: messenger RNA, 2058 nt
Organism: Sphaeroforma arctica JP610
Lineage: Eukaryota; Ichthyosporea; Ichthyophonida
Exons: 1
Coding region: 206-1642 (478 amino acids)
Source: RefSeq, a predicted model, not a curated record
UACGACUAGAGUUUUACAUGUUGAGAUAUGGUUGUACAUAUGAACAGUAAUACAUGGUGUUACUUCAAGCUAAAAUAUAUAAAGGGUGAGUGAUCGAUUUCCAGGCUCAUUCAGUUUCUCUCUCGGGUUCUAUUUGGCGGAAGGAAAUUGAUAGUAUAUAAGCACUCAACGUAUAUAGGACAAUAAUAAUAAAACCGAAAAAACGAUGAAUAGUCACUUGCAAAAGGUUGAAUUAAUGGAUGAAACCGAGGAUGCACCGAAGCAUGAAGACGAUAUACGGAAGUUACAAGACGAUGUACUAAAAGAUCGAGAGGAUAGCCUGAACGGUCACGAGGAUUUACUGAGUGAUCACGAGGAUAUACUGAAUGGUCUAGAUGAUGUGCAGACAUAUGUGAAGCAAAUUGCUUGGCCCCAAUACAGAAUAAAACACAAGCACGGUGCCACUCAAAUGCGUCUUUGUAAACGUAAUGAAGAUCUUGUUAACGCUUCAAGCAAUGCGUGUACGUCGGUGGUAUUUCGUAGGGCGAAAGUAUGGAAUGUGCGUUGGUUCAAUGCAGAUGAGAAUACCUACUAUAAUAUGCCGUUUACAUAUGUAAAGCGAGGUAGUUCCCGCAAUCCACCAUUAUUUAUCGGAAUGCAUGGAGGGGGCAAUUGCCCAGAGUACGCUAAUCAGAGACAGUUUGUCAACCACAAGCAUCUGUACUCCAAUAUAGUCGAUGGCAUUUAUUUAGUUCCUCGUGCCCCUACGAACUCCUGGAACAUGUGGUUUCGACGAGAAGUGCGUCCCCUUUUUGAUGCCAUUAUUUGUAAUAUGAUUGUUAAUGAAAACGUGGAUAGUAACCGUGUGUAUCUGUUCGGUUAUUCGGCUGGUGGGGAUGGUGCGUUUCAAAUGGUUCCUUUGAUGGCUGAUCGUCUGGCAGCAGGAGCGGCUAUGGCUGGUCACCCUAACGAUGCCAACUUUACUAACCUGUGCAACACGCCCUUUGCGAACUAUUGCGGACAGUCUGACAACGCGUACCACCGCAACACGGCAAAUGUUAAAGUGGGAGAACGACUGUGUGCAAUGCAGAGAGACCAUCGGAACGAAGGCCUGUAUGAGAACGUGCUCAGCGUACAGUACCCAACUGGCCACUGGAUGGACAAAAGGGACGAGGCCGCGAUAGAUUGGAUGGCGUCUAGCAUACGAAACCCUAAACCCAAAAGGAUUAGAUGGCGGCUGACACAUGGAGAGGGUGCGACAGAGACUCGGUUUUUUUGGUUACUGUUUCGCUGUGCUUGUGGCAUGUCUAAUAAUAGACCACCAACCCUCGUGGAGGGUCACGCGGAUAGGCAAACCAUUCAUGUUUACUUUUCCGGUCAUAGCUACCGUGCUGGCGAUUCCAUUGUGUUGCUAUUGAGUGACGGGAUGGGGUGGGAUCACACCAAGCCACUCACGGUGUGCCUUGUCAAUCGUGAUGAUGCGUCGACGCAGGAACUCGAAGUUGCUGAGCGUAAACUGCGCAAAUCUGUGGUGCGGAAGUCGCUGGAUUUGUGGGGCGAUCCCAAUAUGGUCUAUGCCACUGAAGUGGAGGUCGAUCUGAAACACCUAUUCGAAUUGAGUGUGCAGACGACAAAUAGUAACGUUGGAAAUUCUGAGAGUUAGCGUAUAUGAGGAUUAGCUAUACAAGGAGAUAAGAGUACCUAUAUAAGGAGUUGGCGUAUAUGAAUCGUACCUAUAUAAGGAGUUAGCGUAUAUGAAUAGCACCUAUGUAAGGUGAUAGUGUAUAUAAAUAAUGUGUAUACAAGGAGUGUUUGACCCUUGUAUGUAGUUCUUUGUGCGGCAGAGUUACCAGCAAUGAUUAUCAUGAGGGAUUUGAGUUUGUUGUGCUGGCAACAGCAUGGUUUCGCAGAAGUUUAAUGCGAAAAAAAGUAUAUAAAAGCAACAUUUCCAAUCGACAGCACCGGAUGAUUUGUAUAGGUCGCAUCAAUCGACAACAUAUUUGAUCAGUACCAAUCGACAAUGUAUAAUAUUAUUAAUAAAAAAUUACCAUGCAUUUGCAUAGGUCUGUAAAUAUCCCC